GCGCUGCCCCCCGACGCCAAGCCCCGGCGCGGGCGCAGAGCCUGGGCGCGCAAGCGGACGGCGGCGCACAACUGCGAGUACCCGGGCUGCGGCAAGACCUACACCAAGAGCUCGCACCUCAAGGCGCACAUGCGCACGCACACGGGCGAGAAGCCGUACCACUGCACCUGGGACGGCUGCGGCUGGAAGUUCGCGCGCUCGGACGAGCUGACCCGGCACUACCGCAAGCACACGGGGCAUCGCCCCUUCCAGUGCCACCUGUGCGAGCGCGCCUUCUCGCGCUCCGACCACCUGGCGCUGCACAUGAAGCGCCACAUGUAGCCCCGGCGGGGCAGGCGGCCUGGCCCAGCUGGAGCCACUGUACAUAGCGGGCAGGGCGGUUUCUAGCGGGGUAGGAAGCUUCAGGUUUGGCCCGGGGUCUUUCUCUCUGUAAAGUCUGGGCGGGGGGAGCUAGGGCAGGCCAGGCAGCUCAGGACCUUCCAGACCCCUCAGGACUGAUGGGUGGGUGGGCUGGUCAAAGCCCAGCCACAUGUGGCCCAUCCUGGGGGGAGCUGGGCCCUGGGGGGAGACGUGCUCCCACCCUCUGGGCUGUGGAGGGAAGCACUGGGGGUCUGGGGUGAGCACAGCACUCAGCCUCGGCAGCUGGGCAAGCAGUGCUGGGGGCUUCCCACCCCCCCUUGCAGUCUCUGCACCCUCCUGGUGCUGCAGGAU
This is a messenger RNA of Gavialis gangeticus (Gharial), 711 nucleotides long. RefSeq names its product Kruppel like factor 17 (gene KLF17). The record is from RefSeq and is a predicted model, not a curated record. Gene Ontology annotation, molecular function: RNA polymerase II cis-regulatory region sequence-specific DNA binding; DNA-binding transcription factor activity, RNA polymerase II-specific. The annotation marks the transcript as partial. The transcript is spliced from 2 exons. Gene Ontology annotation, biological process: regulation of transcription by RNA polymerase II. Lineage: Eukaryota; Metazoa; Chordata; Crocodylia; Gavialidae.